AUGGGCACCGCUCUGAAAGCAGCCGCGAUCGCGGUGGCGGCUCUCGCCGUCGUGGGGGGCAUCGCAAUUGGUAUAACCUUCGCGGUACUAUCAACGCGGAACGAUGCGCCGCCGCCACCAGAACUAAUUCCACUUGACUGGUGGAAACACUGCGUACUCUAUCAAAUCUAUCCAAGAUCCUUCAAAGACAGCGAUGGUGAUGGCAUCGGUGAUUUGAAAGGAAUCAUCAGCGAGCUUGAGCAUUUCGUGGAUGCCGGCGUGGACGCGAUCUGGAUGUCACCAAUCUUCGAGUCUCCUAUGGUCGAUUUCGGUUAUGACAUCAGCAACUUCUAUGCCAUCCAUUACGAGUACGGAACCAUGGAGGACUUCGAGGAACUGCUAGCGAGGGCACAUGAGUUGGGUAUUAGAGUGCUGCUUGAUUUUGUACCGAACCACGCGAGUACCGAAUCUGAGUACUUCAUCAAUUCAGAGAAAAAAUUGCCAGGCUACGAGGAUUACUUCGUGUGGGCAGAUUCGCCUGGACCGGAUCCAAAUAAUGCCAGCAUUAUGAGACCGCCAUCUAACUGGGUAAGCCAAUUCGGUGGCUCUGCUUGGGAAUGGAGUGACGCCCGCCAGCAGUUCUACCUCCAUCAGUUCGCGGUGGAGCAGGCGGAUUUCAACUUCAGAAAUCCAGUAGUCAGAAACGAAAUGUUCAACAUUAUGAAAUUCUGGCUCGACAAAGGGGCGGACGGUUUUCGGGUGGACGCCUUGCCUUAUUUAAUCGAGGCCGACCCCGCGGACCACAACGGCUCCUACCCAGACGACCCUCUCAGCGGAAUAAUUCAUUUCGAACCACAUCAAUUGGGAUACACGAUCCCGCUUUACACUAAGGACCUGAUUGAAUUGUACGACGUCGUCUACGAAUGGCGGGAGUUUAUAGAUAGAUAUCUAGAAGACAACGGCGGUGACACGCGAGUCCUAUUCUCCGAAGGUUACGCGAACGUGACAAUGACAAUGCUUUACUACGGCAACGAGAAAGGUGAAAUCGGGGCUCACUUUCCCUUCAACUUCGAUUUCGUCACUGACUUAUCGGCCAAGUCAAACGCGAGGGAUUUUGUAUAUAUUAUUUUGCGAUGGCUGACAUACAUGCCCUACGGCGGUGUUCCAAACUGGGUGUUUGGGAAUCAUGACAACAAUAGAAUGCCAACACGCUUCCGGAGUAACAUGGUGGACGGUCUGAAUUCUCUAAACAUGCUGCUACCAGGCGUUGCAGUUACAUAUCAAGGCGAAGAAAUAGGCAUGAGAGAUGGUUACGUGAGUUGGGAAGACACGGUGGACGUAGAAGCUUGCAACCGAGGCGACGAAGACACUUACCAUCUAUACUCCAGGGAUCCAGCUAGGACCCCAUACCACUGGAACAACAGCACUAACGCUGGCUUCUCUACCGCGGAGCGAACUUGGCUACCGGUUGCCGAAGACUUUAAAGAUAUCAAUCUUGCCAAACAGAAAGAAGAACGGAGGAGUCAUUUCAAGGUUUACCAAGCCCUGACGGCCCUCCGCAAAGAGAAAACUUUGGCGUACGGUGAAUACGACAUAAGAGCUUUGUCAGACCGUACGCUCUAUCUCACACGGAGUCUGCGAACUCACGAAACCUUCGCUUUGUUGUUCAACGUAGCAGAAGUGUCCGAUACCGUCCGAUUGAACAGGGUGAUGCAUUUGAAACUGCCCGCGACUGUUUACGUCUCCAGUGUUCACUCGACCAGGGUGGCUGGGGACAUCAUCAACGAGGAGGAGAUAACUUUACAAGCAGGUGAAGCAAUAGUACUCCGGGCAGAACCAGUG
Iphiclides podalirius (scarce swallowtail) is the source of this 1821-nucleotide messenger RNA. Lineage: Eukaryota; Metazoa; Arthropoda; Insecta; Lepidoptera; Papilionidae. The record is from the annotation of a GenBank genome assembly.